Manihot esculenta (cassava) is the source of this 1761-nucleotide messenger RNA. Its product is annotated as integrin-linked protein kinase 1. Gene Ontology annotation, molecular function: ATP binding; protein binding; protein kinase activity. The coding region runs from base 119 to 1411 and encodes 430 amino acids. The record is from RefSeq and is a predicted model, not a curated record. Gene Ontology annotation, biological process: protein phosphorylation. NCBI's taxonomy places the organism in Eukaryota, Viridiplantae, Streptophyta, Magnoliopsida, Malpighiales, Euphorbiaceae. The transcript is spliced from 11 exons.
UUACGUCUUCGUCUGUUUCCAUCUCUCAGUGCCAAUACCAAAGAAACUCAACUCAUACGCGCUCUCGAAAAGCAACUGUAACCGAAUCUUCUCUUCUGAUCCGAUCCACUGUUUCUCCAUGAGCUCCGGUAAUUCCUCCUCCUCCGACCGCGGAUCCCAACCACCUUCUUCGGCCAAGCAAAGGGAGAAGGCCAGAGUCAGCAGGACUUCAAUGAUACUGUGGCACGCUCAUCAAAACGAUGCCUCCGCUGUUCGGAAACUUCUUGAGGAGGAUCCAUCUCUUGUCCACGCUAGGGAUUACGAUAGCCGCACCCCUCUCCACGUUGCCUCUCUCCACGGUUGGAUCGACGUUGCCAAGUAUUUGAUUGAGUUUGGUGCUGAUGUCAACGCCCAGGAUCGUUGGAAGAAUACGCCUUUAGCUGAUGCAGAAGGAGCUAAAAAGUACGCCAUAAUUGAGUUUUUAAAAUCAUAUGGUGGUUUAUCCUAUGGCCAAAAUGGAAGCCAUUUUGAACCAAAGCCUGUUGCACCACCCCUACCAAGCAAGUGUGACUGGGAAAUUGACCCAUCUGAGCUUGAUUUUUCAAACUCAGCAAUUAUUGGAAAGGGGUCAUUUGGGCAGAUUUUAAAAGCCUACUGGCGUGGAACACCUGUAGCCGUCAAGCGCAUACUUCCGUCCCUUUCGGACGAUAGAUUGGUGGUUCAGGACUUCAGGCAUGAGGUUAAUUUGCUAGUGAAGCUUCGCCACCCAAAUAUAGUCCAAUUUCUUGGAGCUGUCACUGAGAAGAAACCCCUUAUGUUGAUCACCGAGUAUUUACGGGGGGGUGAUCUUCAUCAGUACCUCAAGGAAAAGGGCGCACUAAGUCCUUCAACAGCCAUUAACUUUGCACUGGAUAUUGCCAGAGGCAUGGCUUAUCUUCACAACGAGCCAAAUGUCAUUAUUCACAGAGACCUGAAACCAAGGAAUGUUCUUUUGGUCAACUCCAAUACUGACCAUUUGAAAGUUGGAGAUUUUGGACUCAGCAAACUUAUCAAAGUUCAAAAUUGUCAUGAUGUUUACAAAAUGACUGGCGAGACAGGGAGCUAUCGGUAUAUGGCUCCUGAAGUUUUCAAGCACCGGAAAUAUGAUAAGAAGGUUGAUGUUUUCUCUUUUGCGAUGAUACUAUAUGAGAUGCUUGAAGGGGAACAACCACUUGCAAAUUAUGAGCCUUAUGAAGCAGCCAAGAUUGUGGCAGAGGGCCAUAGACCACCUUUUCGUGCUAAAGGAUUUACCCUUGAGCUGAGAGAAUUAACAGAUCAGUGUUGGGCUGCUGAUAUGAACAGAAGACCUUCCUUUUUGGAUAUUCUGAAGCGACUUGAAAAGAUUAAGGAAAUUUUACCCUCAGAUCACUCUUGGAACAUAUUCAAUUCGUAACACACAGCAGUCGCACCACCAAAUACAAGAUAUGAGCCACUCAUGCCCGUCAUUUCUUGAACCCACAAUUGUCCAGAUAGAAUUGUGAAUUGUGAAUAGAUUCCACUGACAAAGGUUGUGAUUUACUGCUGUCACUAUUUUGUCAGUGUCAGAAUUUUGUUAUUCAAUGACCUUUCAUAUUGAUCUCAAGCCAACCUUUUCAAGUAAAAUCAGUCAACUAACAGGCAUACACAUGCUCAUUCUCUAACCCAGGCAUUUCCAUUGUUAUCCAAAUGUAAUUUGGCUUUAUGAGACAUGGGUGUUGGCAACAUCACAUUCCAUACUUUAAGUUCUUAGGUGUUUUUCUUGCA